GGCCCUUGGCACAAGUCGUUGUGAACCUUGUCUUCCUCCACGGACGAUAAAUGAGGGAUUCGCACCAGUUGCGUGAACUGAUCAUGCUUCCUCUGUAAUCCCCAACUUCAGCUGGAAGCCAGCUUCCCUCAAUUUUUCUCCAUGCGUCGUCUACUCCACCCAUACGCACUCUGCCUUCUCCUGCUGCUUCUCCAUGCUUCCAAAGCGAAGACUCGGGCUGAGGAUCUCGAUGGGGAGGAGAAAGAGGAGUUUAUCAAGGAUUGCCAGACUAAUUCCGCCUGCGGGGGAAUAGACGUCAGAUAUCCCUUCCGCCUGAACUCGAGUACGACUCCUGAGUACUGCGGCGCUCGGGGCUUGGAUGUCUCGUGUUCCGCUGCCGGUGACGCCAUCAUCACGCUUCCUCGUUUAGGGCUCUGCAAGAUCGUCAACUUGGACACUCCUUUUAGAAUUGAGUUAUUAGGGGACGAAUGGGCUCAGUGUCCACUGCGAAAGCUCAGCUCCACCAAUCUCACAGGCUCGAUUUACAAAGACGACGACUACUCCUACAUCAGCUAUAUGCUGGUGAACUGCUCGAGUGAAAUAGAAACAGAUCCGGAUUGGAUUACGGGACCCAUUCCGUGCCUUAGCGAUGGGGGUGAAGGGCAGUGGGUUUAUGCAGCGAAUGCUUGGUCUUCCAUGGACCUGCUCCCGUCAGGAUGCAUGGGCACUGGAAUCGGUGGUUGGAUCGGAUAUUCAGACGGACGGACGUUUCGAGAUCGGGUUCAGCGAUUCAUUCGAACGCGACAGAUGGAUUUAAAUCUUAAUAUUUCGGAAUGGGAGAACUGCGAAUUCUGCUAUAGCGAAGGAAAAGAAUGUGCAUUUAGCCGCAGAAUAAACCAAACUGUCUGCUUAACGAGGGCGAACCACCAUGGAAAAAACAUCGGGCUCAUAGUUGGAGGAAGCAUAGGUGGCUCUGUAAUUGUGUUAGCAUCUCUUAUUAUAGUAUACAUUAUAAGGAAGUCCGAGAAGGAUCAAGAAAUUCGUUUCAAAGUAGAACAGUUUCUAGCGACAUAUGGUGAUGCAAAACCGACUCGAUACUCUUUUGCCGAUAUUAAAAAGAUCACAAUGAGGUUCAAGAAUAAGUUGGGGCAAGGUGGCUAUGGAAGUGUGUACAAAGGGGAGCUAUCGAACGGUAUUCCUGUUGCAGUUAAGAUGCUCGAGAGUUCAAAAGGGGAAGGCCAAGAAUUCAUAAAUGAAGUGGCAACCAUCGGAAGGAUUCAUCAUAUUAACAUUACUCGCUUGUUGGGAUUUUGCUCGGAACGAUCAACUCGUGCUCUCAUCUACGAGUUCAUGCCAAAUGAGUCAUUGGAGAAGUAUAUUUUCUCAAGGCAAGACAAAGGAAGCAACAAACAGCUGAGCAUGGAUAAAUUGUUGAACAUUGCCAUAGGCAUUGCUCGAGGCAUCGAGUACUUACAUCAGGGAUGUGAACAACGGAUUUUGCAUUUUGAUAUUAAGCCGCAUAACAUUCUAUUGGAUCACGAUUUAAAUCCAAAGAUUUCAGACUUUGGACUAGCAAAACUUUGCUCAAGGGAGAUUAGUAUUGUCACUAUGACUGCUGCAAGAGGUACAAUGGGAUAUAUUGCUCCUGAAAUGUAUUGUAGGAAUUUCGGGACUGUGUCGUAUAAAUCUGAUGUCUAUAGUUUUGGCAUGUUGCUGUUGGAGAUGAUAGGAGGCCGAAAAAAUCAUGAUCCUGAAAUAGGAAGGGAGAGUGAGAUUUAUUAUCCAGAAUGGGUGUAUGAUCGACUAGUUGAAAGACAAGACUUGGAAUUGACGAUGGAGAUGGAACAAAAAGAUGGAGAAAUAUUAAAGAAACUCUCUAAGGUGGCUUUAUGGUGUAUUCAAUGGAGUCCAACUGAAAGACCUACCAUGACUAGAGUUCUUCAUAUGCUUAUAGGGAGUUCAGAGGAAGUGCCGAUGCCUCCUAAGCCAUUUGUCUCCAACGCUCAUCCAGAUUAUCCUAAUUAAUAAAUAUGUCAAAUAUGCAAGUUCUCUCAUUUUUAUCUAAGUUGUAAGUGACUUAUAGUAAACCCAUGGAAUUUGAUUAUGUCAAAUAUAUUAUAUGUUGAAGUAGAGGAAAGAAUUGGACAAGAAGCCAAUUCUUUAUUUGCCUUUUCUAUCCUUGUACAUAAAGCAUAAUAAUAUGGCUUAUUUAAACUA
Molecule: messenger RNA, 2196 nt
Organism: Zingiber officinale
Lineage: Eukaryota; Viridiplantae; Streptophyta; Magnoliopsida; Zingiberales; Zingiberaceae
Product: rust resistance kinase Lr10-like
Exons: 3
Coding region: 142-2004 (620 amino acids)
Biological process (GO): protein phosphorylation
Molecular function (GO): protein kinase activity; ATP binding; polysaccharide binding
Source: RefSeq, a predicted model, not a curated record